AUGAAUAUGAAUUAUAAAGAUAAAUAUAGGAGUGAUAUAACGUUUGAUGAUUUAGAUGAUCUUGAGUUUGAUUUUCAAAAUGAAAAUAAUAAAUUUGAUAAACAUAUAAUAAAUAAUAUUAGUAACUAUAAAUUUAAAGGUAAUAGAUUAUCAAAUACACCUGCUACAAUAACUACAACUACGACUACGACUACUACUACAAAUAAAGCAGCAGCAAACUCAACAUUAAAUAACAAUGACAAUAGUGGAAAUAAACUUAAUAUUAAAUCAUCAUUAUUUAAAACACCAACUUUAAAUAACCCAAAUACAAUAACACCUACAACAACUAUUGCAAGCUCUACAAAUGAUCAACUUGAAACACCUAAACUAUUGAAUAACAGCAACAGCAAUAGAAAUAGUGGUAGUAAAUUCAAGACACCCAAUACAUGUAUUCCAAAGAUGAGUGCUAGCAAGAAUGAAUUGACAUCAUCCAGUGUGAUACCACCGGUGGCUGUAUCUGCCUCUGCUACUAGUAAAUCUAAAACACCAAUGAAGCAGACAGCCAAAGACUACACCUACUUCGCAUUGACAGAGAACAAGUCGAAGGAGAUCGGAUUCGCAUCGUAUCAUACCAACAGUGGUCAAUUUGAAAUCGGUCAAUUCUGUGAUUCUCAAACCUACGUUCAUUUAUAUACCAAACUAUUUAUACUUCAAGUAUCAUUAAUUAUUACACCACCAUUAAACGAUGAUUCAGAGUUAUUAAAGAUGAUAAUGAAUAAAUUUCCAAACGUUGAGAUAACAACCAUACCUAGAAAGAUAUUCAAUGAGAACAACGGUAUUUCUCUGAUCAAACAAUACUCAACGCCAGACAAACUGUUACUUCUCGAGAGGAACGUUACCUCUAAAUACUUGGCACAAGCAUCGUUCUCUGCUCUCAUCAAAUAUCUUGAAGGUGUAAACGAUAUUACUUUCUCUAAUAGCUGUUUAUCGAUAUUCUAUUCAAGUUCUGAGAGAAUAAUGCAAAUUGAUGCUGAAUCAAUAAAGAAUUUGGAAUUAGUACGUAAUUCGUUGAAUGGAAGUAGAGAAUCUACGUUGUUCUCAUCGUUGAAUCAUACAAAGACACCACAGGGUGCAAGAUUGUUGAUUAGGAAUCUAGUACAACCACCCAACGAUAUGGCAACCAUUAGAAUGAGACAAGAGUCAAUCAAAGAGAUACUGAGCAAUGAGAGAUCAUUCUUUACAAUCGGUCCAAUUCUCUCAAAGUUUAAAGAUCUCGAUCAGAUGUUAGUAAACUUUACAUUGAAGACCGAUUUCAAUUCAAUGAGUAUUACAAAGAUACAGAAAUUCAUAAAGUCAAUCAUUGAAUUUAAGAAUAUCAUUGAUUUGUUACCAAAGCUACAUGAUUCAUUAUCCAAUAUGAAGACACCACUACUUAAAGCAAUCUAUGAAAACAUCUCCAAUCUCGAGAUAAAGACAAUCAGUGAUGAAACAGUUAAAUACUUUAAUGAGAGAUUACCUUCAAACAAAUCAUCCUUAGCAAACAAUAUUGUUUACUCUAUUAAAGAUGGUAUCAAUGGGUUAUUAGAUGUUUGUAAGAAAACAUAUAAUGAGAUAUUAAAUGAUAUAAACAAAUUAGUUACACAUUAUCAAGAUCAAUAUAAAAUGCCAGGAAUCAAGUUACACCAUAAUACUGGAAAGGGUUUUCAUUUGUCUAUCUAUUGUAAGAAUAGAUCUUUGAUGCAGUUACCAUCGAUAUUCAUAAGAGCGACAUUCAAAAAGAAUAAGUGUGAAUUCGUAACUGACGAUCUGGUAUCUCUAUCGAGAAGAGUCAAUGAGGUAUUCGAUGAGAUCGUAUUGCUUACAUCGAUCUCUGUUUCCAAUCUCAUUGAUUUCUAUCGUGAGAGAAUAUCCUCACUCUUCAACGUCUCUGAAUCCAUCUCAUUGCUUGAUCUUUUAUUUUCACUUGGUUCCUAUGUAACUUUAAAUGAUACAGUAUGUCCACAAUUCUAUGAGAAAGGACCAUUGGCAAUUAAACAAGGUUAUCAUCCAUUCUACUUAUACAAAUCAAGUAAAAAUCGUUUAGAUAAUGACAAUCAUAAUUAUUUCGUACCAAAUGAUACAAUGCUUACUCAAACAGCCAACUUUCAUAUUUUACAUGGACCAAACAUGAGUGGAAAGACAACAUAUAUUGAACAAGUUGCUUUAUUAUCUAUUUUAGCACAUAUUGGUAGUUAUGUUCCUGCUAAAUUUAUGUCUUGUCCAAUAAUUACUAAUAACAGCAUUCUACCAUUUGAUAAAAUAUUCACUAGAAUAGGAACAUCCGAUAAUUUACAAUCAAAUGCUAGCACUUUUAUGACAGAGAUGACAGAGAUCUCCUAUGUUUUAGAAUGUGCAACCGAUCGAUCGUUGGUUAUUGUCGAUGAACUUGGCAGAGGAACAUCAAACAUCGAAGGUUCAUCCAUUGCAUGGGCAAUCAGUGAGAAGAUUGCUAAUAUAGGUUGUAUGACAUUGUUUGUAACACAUUAUCAAGAGUUGUUGGGUAUGUCUUUUAUAUAUCCAAUGAUUCGUAACUAUCAUCUCAGUGUAACUAGAGAGGAUGAUCAGUUGAAAUAUGGUUACAGUUUGAGUGAGAGUGUAUCUACUGUACAUCGAUAUGGAAUCGACAUUGCUAUGAUUGCUGGUAUCGAUGAACAGGUCAUUCAGAUUGCUCGAUCGGUAAGCGAUCAGUUGGAUCUCCAACAGAAAGACCAAGAUGCAACAUCGAAAGAUCAACAACAAACGGUGCACCCAGCAAGAACAGCAUUUCAACUGGUACAGAAACUAUUGAAUCUCGAACACUCCAACUAUAACGAUCAACAAAUCACUGACUACAUAGCGGAUCUCAGAGAACAAUAUUCAAUCGAUUUAAAUAGUCAACUUUUAAAAUGA
Messenger RNA from Heterostelium album PN500, 2907 nucleotides. It is a transcript of the gene msh4, whose product is annotated as DNA mismatch repair protein. Lineage: Eukaryota; Evosea; Eumycetozoa; Acytosteliales; Acytosteliaceae. Gene Ontology annotation, biological process: mismatch repair. Gene Ontology annotation, molecular function: ATP-dependent DNA damage sensor activity; ATP binding; mismatched DNA binding. Gene Ontology annotation, cellular component: MutSalpha complex; nucleus. The record is from RefSeq and is a predicted model, not a curated record. Bases 1 to 2907 code for a protein of 968 amino acids. The transcript has 12 exons.